Halichondria panicea is the source of this 1476-nucleotide messenger RNA. RefSeq lists its product as uncharacterized. The transcript is spliced from 13 exons. Bases 109 to 1371 code for a protein of 420 amino acids. The record is from RefSeq and is a predicted model, not a curated record. NCBI's taxonomy places the organism in Eukaryota, Metazoa, Porifera, Demospongiae, Suberitida, Halichondriidae.
UAGUCUAAGGGGGUGGGGCUCAAUAAUCUGUAGGAAUCAUAACUAGACAUAGCUAGCUAUAGGCUAGCUAUUCUUAGCCACUGAUUACAGCCAUUGCAAGCAAGCACUAUGGAAGAGCUAGAGUGUGACAGUGUGCUAUACCAGCAGAGUGGCUUUGUGUUUGACCCUGAGGAUAUCAGGACAAAUGGAGGCUUCUUUUACCUCCUUCCCACUAUUAGUAACAGACUAGAGGUUACUAAUGCUGAUGGUCAGACUGUGCUUGUUACAUCUGCUAGCUUGAAUGCUUUACUGGACCCAUUGUUCUGGUGUGUUCUCGUGUUGUUGGCGUUCCUGACUCUCCUCCUGUCCACCUUCUGCUGUCAGUGCUGUCUGGCCUGCCUCUGCUCAGCUCAAAGAUACGAAAAGAAGCAAUUUGGUUGCAAAGUGUUCUUCGGAAUACUCUCCUGGUUGCUAAUAGGAAUUAUCAUAAUUUGCUCGGCUAUAAUUCUCUGGAGUGAGUUCACAAUGGAUGCUAGUGUGGAACUGUACAGGGACAAUUUGUGGUCGUUUGUCAACCAAACAGUGCCAAGUGAGAGUGCAGCUCUGGGUGUCCAACAGUCAAUGCAGUUCGUCUUUACCUAUCAACUGUACAGGCACUGGAUUUCUGUUGCUAUGAGUUUUGUCACCAUCCUGAUAAUGCUAGGAGCACUCCUUGCAGUCACACUGUGCACACCUUACAAGGAAUCUAUGGCUCCUGUGAUUCUCAUGCUUGUCAUCAAUGCUCUUUGGACCGUUCUAGUGGCGUCAAUGGCAGCUGUCACAUUUUUCAGCCUGUUUCUCACAUCGUUCGUUUGCUAUGAUCUAUAUCGCAUUGGAGGCACUACACGUUGUUCUGACCAGAGCUUGCGUGAAGAGUCUCUCUCUCUCCAAAAGUUUUGCAGCACGGAGGUCUAUAUUCCCCACCUGAUCACGGUGUGUGCUUACUUGGCUCUUGUGGUGUGUUUAAUUGCCUGGGAGAUAUUUGGAGCCUUCUAUGCCUCAACAUUCAGUGGGAGACGUCGUAGCAAUAAGGUUGGCAACACUGUGGAGACAGCUGGGGGUAAUGUGCCAGUGGAUCGGGACAGGCCUACCAACACAACCACACCCACUCAACAGCCACCACCAGUUACUUCUACUGCUAAUGAUGGUGCCACUCCCCUUGCACCACCUACUACUCACCCACAGCCAGCUAUCACUCCUCAAGUGUAUCCUAUGAUACAACUCACCCCAUCACUCAACAACUACUUACCUGCCAGCUCUAGACAGACCAGUGCACAAACUCAUCAGCAAGAGACCAGCUAUUCAAAUACUCCACUGCCUCCGGAGUAUGAAGAUUGCUGGAGUGCACCGUGAAUCCCGAUGUGAAAACUAGAACUGACUCAAAACAUCGUUUUUAUUCUACAGAUUCCACACAAUAACUGUUUUUGGCAAUGAAUAUAAUUAAAUUUAAAGAAUUUG